Prunus armeniaca (apricot) is the source of this 1779-nucleotide messenger RNA. NCBI's taxonomy places the organism in Eukaryota, Viridiplantae, Streptophyta, Magnoliopsida, Rosales, Rosaceae. The record is from the annotation of a GenBank genome assembly.
AUGAUGAAGGGUUUGAUGUUCCAACAACAACAGCAACAGCAACACUCACAACUGGUGGAUGAGAAUAUGUCUAAUCUAACUUCAGCAUCAGGUGAAGCUGCCAGUGUCUCUUCUGGCAACAGAAAUGAAAUUGGCACCAGUUUUUCCCAACAGUUUUUUGCUCCACCUCCAUCUCAAACUCAACCAGCUCUGAAAAAGAAGAGAAACCUCCCAGGCAAUCCAGACCCAGAAGCAGAAGUAAUAGCCUUGUCUCCCAAGACACUCAUGGCAACAAACAGAUUCAUCUGUGAGAUCUGCAAUAAGGGGUUCCAAAGAGAUCAGAAUCUUCAGCUUCACAGAAGAGGGCACAAUCUGCCAUGGAAGCUUAAGCAAAGAACAAGCAAAGAGGUGAGGAAGAAGGUGUAUGUGUGCCCAGAAGCCAGCUGUGUGCACCAUGACCCUUCAAGAGCUCUUGGUGACCUGACUGGAAUCAAGAAGCACUUUUGCAGAAAGCAUGGUGAGAAGAAGUGGAAAUGUGACAAGUGCUCAAAGCGGUACGCGGUUCAAUCGGAUUGGAAAGCUCAUUCCAAGACCUGUGGCACUAGGGAGUACAGAUGUGACUGUGGAACCCUUUUCUCGAGGAGGGAUAGUUUCAUCACCCACAGAGCCUUCUGUGAUGCUUUAGCAGAGGAGAGUGCAAGAGCCAUUACCACAGGAAAUAAUAACCCUCUCCUCAUCUCCCCUCAACAACAGCAAUUACAACAGCCUGGAUCUUCAUCAGCAUCUCAUCAUCAUCACAUGAACCUUAACCAAGUUCAAUUAGCCCACCAAUUCCAAGACCUCCAUGGAUUUUCAUUGAAAAAAGAGCAGCAAAGUUUCACAAGCCUGAGGCCAGACCUGCCUCCUUGGCUGGCCUGCCCUGGCCCACCCAACAACACUUCCAUUGACCUUUCCUCAUCCUCCUCAAUCUUCUCCACAAGGCUAGACCAAAAUUUCACACAAACCCACCAAAAUUUAUCUCUCCAUGAUCACAACAGUACAGCCCCAAACCCAAACCCAAACCCUAACCCUAGCCUGGGCCCCACCCUCCCACCCUUCCAGCCUGCCCCUUCCCCACACAUGUCAGCAACUGCAUUGCUUCAGAAGGCAGCUCAGAUGGGUGCAACAAUGAGCAGCAAGAAUAGUACAGCCUCUGCAGCAGCAGCAACCUCUGCAGGUUCCUCACCACAACCUAUGAUGAGGUCCCACCAGAACAACCAGGGUCACGUGCCUGAUUUUGGUGGUCACGUGUCCAGUUUUGGGAAUAACACAGCUGCAGCAGCAACAACGGGGGCAGGAGGAGCCAGUGCUUCUAGUAAUGGCACUGGUCCUCCUGCAUCAUCCUCAGGUAUUCAUCAACAUCAUCAUCAUCAAAGCCAAAACCAAAACCAAAACCAAAAUCAAAAUCAACAUCAAGCUUCUCUUCUGCGUGACAUGAUGAAUUCUCUGUCCUCUGGAACUGGGUUCGAAGGAGCUUCUUUUGAGCUGGAUGCUUUUGGGUCCAUGCCAACAGUUUUGAACAAUUCAAAGAAAGACACAAACAAUUCAAACAAUCCAUCAUCUGCCCAUUUCAACAGGUCAAGCGCCAGUGAUGAAGGUGGUGGCCAUGGCGAAGGUUUGACCAGAGACUUCCUAGGGUUGAGAGCUCUCUCUCACAGUGACAUUCUCAACAUUGCUGGGCUUGGAAGCUGCGUGACCAGUGCAGCAACAGCUGCUGCUUCUUCUUCCCUUGACCAAACCCACAAACCCUGGCAGGGUUAG